UCGUUAUUAGCAAAGCCGGCAUACUUACUUUUACAUACUUUUCGUUUGAAAUCGUGUGUAUUUUAAAAUAAUAUUUAUGUAAAAUGAUCGAAUUUACUGUUGAGAAAGUUCUCGAAGGAGUGAAAGCAUCGGCCUUAUUUGUUGCCUGCUUGGUGCUAAUAUACCAAUUUUUCGGUGCUUACGCCACCCUGAAAGUGAGUUCUGUCCUCAUUUUCUAUUAUUUUAUUCCUCAACCGAAGCUAUUCGCGACGCUGGCGGCGUUCUGGAUUCUGCUCCCGUUUCUGAGAAGGUCCAUUCAAGCCCACAGUUUGUACCAGACGUAUGAAGGAUACGUUCCGUGUGAAGAAAUCCGAGGAAAAUUGAAACCUUGGGAUCUAAUCGAGUUUGAAAGACCUACCAAGAGAAUUGAAACUUCCAACUGGUAUUUUGCCUGGUAUUUUGCCAACUUUUUUCGUCAAUUUAACCAUUUCGGUAUAUACAGGGGAACUGAUACUGUAUAUCACUGGGUAAAUACGCCGGGAAGUAAAGUUGCAAAAAUUAAUACGGACAGCUUAAAGGAUGCGGCAGAUGGUGCUAACUGCAGGAUCAACAAUUUGGAAAAAUUUGCCAAAUUUCACAACCUAACACGUAGAGAAGAUUCCGAAAUUUAUGCCACUAUUGUGUCCUACCUUCGAUUAUCGAAAUCCGGCACUUUAAAGUAUAACGAAUUAACCGAAAAUUGCGAACAUUUCGCCACUUUUUGCAUCUUCGGGAAACGCAUCAGCAUUCAAGCCGAUGUGAUUUAUGAGUUUUACAGUGCCAACUUUUAUACCGGAUUUGUUGAAAUUUUCAUUAUUUAUAUGGGAAUUUAUUACGCUUGUAAAUUAGAUUGGGUACAAAAUAAUGUAUUAAGAAGUGAAAUUCUGACUAAUUUUUUGCUGAAUCAUGUAAUUCCAACUUUAGAAAAAAUUGCGAAAUUUUCCGAAGAAAAUGAAUAUCUUUUCAUUUUCAUAUUAGUGGUGAGUAUAACUCCGAUAGUUCUCUGGGUUUGGUCUUUAGUGGAAGAAUGAAGGCGUAAAUUUAUAAAAUUUUGUAUAAUUCUUUAUUACUAGCGCGGUUAUGUUAUAUUUUUUUUUACAAAUUUUAGUUUCCCCAGUAAAAAAGGGUAUGUAUUACCAUUUAGGUCCAAAUAUUUGUAAACUUACAUUAGGGCAAUUCACGCAGUUCUUGGUAACUUUGUAAAAUUCGUAAACUUACAGAAUUUUACACAUAUUUCGAAGGAAAAGUAGCUUUCAAAUUUUUGAAAACUUGCUCAGAUCAAGGGCGUAUUUUUAUUUUGUAAAAGUUUGCAAAAAUUGUUUUAGCUACAAAAUUUAUGGGAUUUUACAAAUUACGAAUGACUGCGUGAACUGCGUCGUUGUAUGUUUAACUUUAAUUUGAUAUACACAAAUUCAACACAAAUUUGAACAUCAUCUAACUGACUUUAUUGUAUUCAAGCACUUAUCAAUCUUUCUAAACGGCGUCAGACAACUUCAUUUACUCAAUUAUUUAUUUAUUACCAGCUUGGUUAUAUUAUUUUACCAAUUUGAGGUUGACGUAAUUAAAAAAGUAUUCCUAUUUAAUGUCAAUGGAAGAAUAAAGGAGUAAAUUAAUUUCAAAUA
This is a messenger RNA of Folsomia candida, 1640 nucleotides long. RefSeq lists its product as uncharacterized. The record is from RefSeq and is a predicted model, not a curated record. Gene Ontology annotation, cellular component: cytoplasm. The transcript is spliced from 3 exons. Bases 84 to 1049 code for a protein of 321 amino acids. Lineage: Eukaryota; Metazoa; Arthropoda; Collembola; Entomobryomorpha; Isotomidae. Gene Ontology annotation, biological process: N-acylphosphatidylethanolamine metabolic process. Gene Ontology annotation, molecular function: A2-type glycerophospholipase activity; glycerophospholipid phospholipase A1 activity.